UUUGUGCUUCGACGCCGACGGUAUCUUCUGAAAAACCUUAGGAGAGAGUAAAACUUGAGCUGCUCGAAAAUGGUUCAGCGGCUCACCUACCGUACACGCCACAGCUACGCCACCAAGUCCAACCAGCACCGCGUGGUCAAAACCCCCGGAGGGAAGCUUUUGUAUCAGACCACCAAGAAGAGAGCUAGUGGCCCCAAGUGUCCUGUUACUGGAAAGAGAAUUCAAGGGAUUCCCCACUUGAGGCCUGCCGAAUACAAGAGGUCUAGAUUACCUAGAAACCGGAGAACUGUGAACCGUGCUUAUGGUGGGGUGCUGUCUGGAAGUGCCGUCAGGGAAAGGAUCAUUCGAGCCUUUUUGGUCGAAGAGCAAAAGAUUGUGAAGAAGGUCUUGAAGAUUCAAAAGGCAAAGGAAAAGCAAUCAUCCAAGAGUUAAUUUCAAAUGAGAGUUCAGCUUCGGCAUGAAUUUCAAGGUGAUCAAAUCUGGAGUUGUAUUUGGUUUGGUUGGUAUGGACAGUGAUCUCUGCUUCCUUUUUCACUUUGUAGGCAAGUCUAUCUGUGUUAAAAUUUUGUUUCCUUUUGUUACUUACCGGGUGGUGUUUUAAAUUUCAUACUGGAUGGUUUAUGUAAUGACAGAUUAGUCAUUAGUGCCUUUUCUUAUCAUUUACUGCUUAUUUA
Messenger RNA from Rubroshorea leprosula, 674 nucleotides. The record is from the annotation of a GenBank genome assembly. NCBI's taxonomy places the organism in Eukaryota, Viridiplantae, Streptophyta, Magnoliopsida, Malvales, Dipterocarpaceae.